This is a messenger RNA of Eucalyptus grandis, 2355 nucleotides long. RefSeq names its product O-fucosyltransferase 36. Gene Ontology annotation, biological process: protein O-linked glycosylation via fucose. The record is from RefSeq and is a predicted model, not a curated record. Lineage: Eukaryota; Viridiplantae; Streptophyta; Magnoliopsida; Myrtales; Myrtaceae. Gene Ontology annotation, molecular function: peptide-O-fucosyltransferase activity.
UAUCGGCCACCGACAGACGACCUUCUUCCUCGUCUUCUUCACCAGAAAAUCCUCACUCUCUCUCUCCGCGAAGAUCCUCGUCUUCAGAUCUGUUACCAAGCUCGCCGCCGCAUUGUUCCAACCGGCGCCACCCGCAUCGCCGCCGCCGAGCUCCGGCAUCCGGCGGCCGAUCGGCGGCGAGACAUCGCUCCGCCAACCGCCGUCGCCUUCGCGGACUCUCGUUUGGAGGCCAGCGAGGUCUGCGCCGUAUGGCGCGGGACGCCGCCUCCUUCUCCUCCGACGAGGAGGACGACGACCGUCGGAACCUAAUCCACCAGAACGACACCAAGCCGGCGCCGGCGUCGCCGCCCGCGGAGGAUCGAGCGGCCGCCUUCGACGUCGAGGACUUCGGGCCUCGCAUCGGCGGCGACGGCCGGUCGAAGCUGUCGAAGCUGGCGAAGCUCGCGCUCGACAAGAGGUACCUCUUCGCCGUCUUCCUCCCCGUCUUCAUCGUCGUCGUGUACUUCACGGCCGACCUCCACAGCUUGUUCUCGUACGAUGUUUCGUCAAUUAAGGCCAAUUCGUUCGGCGAUCGCAUGAGGGAGUCCGAGUUGCGGGCUCUGUAUUUGCUGAAGCAGCAACAGGUAGGGCUUCAGACUUUGUGGAAUCAGGCUUUUCGAGAUUUAGGAGCUGACCAGAAUAGCAGUCUGAGUGGCUCGAAUUCGAGUGAGAUUAAUAAGGGGCAUCAGUCCUUGGCGUCGUCAUCUGCGUCCUUCGAUGAUUUUAAGUCCUCUGUGCUGAAGCAAAUUUCGUUGAAUAAAGAGAUUCAGGAUGUAUUAUUGUUGGCACAUCAGUCUGGUAACUUGUCCGUGGAAGGCGCUGGUGGAUUUGGUUUCGACCGGUGUAAAAAGGUGGACCAGAGGUUUUCCGAGAGGAGAACUAUUGAGUGGAAUCCGAAAUCCGAUAAAUUUCUGCUGGCGAUUUGUCUGUCGGGUCAAAUGUCGAACCAUUUGAUUUGCUUAGAGAAGCACAUGUUCUUCGCUGCUGUACUCAACCGGGUUUUAGUUAUUCCAAGCUCUAGAGUCGAUUAUCGGUACCAUAGGGUGCUGGAUAUUGAUCAUAUAAAUCAAUGCUUGGGUCGGAAGGUUGUCAUUUCGUUUGAGGAGUUUUCAGAGAUUAGAAAGAACCAUUUGCAUAUUGAUAGGUUCAUUUGUUAUUUCUCUUCACCACAACAUUGUUAUGUUGAUGAUGAACAUGUAAAGAAGUUGAAAAAUCUGGGGCUAUCAAUGGGCAAGCUUGAGUCCCCCUGGAAGGAAGAUGUGAAGAGGCCAAAUAAGAGGACACUCCAAGACAUCCAGGCAAAGUUUGCAUCCAAUGAUGAUGUUAUUGCAAUUGGAGAUGUUUUUUUUGCGGAUGUAGAGCAGGAAUGGGUGAUGCAACCUGGUGGUCCGCUUGCUCAUAAAUGCAAGACUUUGAUCGAACCAAGUCGUCUGAUUAUGCUUACAGCGGAACGUUUUAUCCAGACAUUCUUGGGAAAGGACUAUAUUGCCCUUCAUUUUCGGCGACAUGGUUUUUUGAAGUUUUGCAAUGCUAAGAAGCCAAGUUGCUUUUACCCUAUUCCUCAAGCUGCUGAUUGCAUCAGUCGGGUGGUUGAAAGAGCCAAUACACCUGUAAUUUAUCUUUCCACGGAUGCAGCAGAGAGUGAAACUGGCCUGCUGCAGUCACUAAUUGUGGUGAAUGAGAAAGUCGUUCCCCUUGUUAAACGCCCGGCUAGUAAUUCGGCGGAGAAAUGGGAUGCUCUUCUGUAUAGGCAUGGCCUCCAGGGGGACUCACAGGUGGAAGCUAUGCUGGACAAGACGAUUUGUGCAAUGUCGAGCGUGUUCAUCGGAGUCGGAUCAACAUUUACGGAGGACAUAUUGCGGCUUCGGAAGGACUGGGGAUCGGCCUCUAUUUGCGACGAGUACUUGUGCCAAGGUGAAGAUCCGAACUUUAUAGCAGGCAAUGAAUGAAAUGGAACACAUCGUGUGUCGAUGGAGGCGUGACACGCACGUUAAUGUACUAUAGUCUAUAGCAACUCUGUAUAUGUGCAUAGAAUUUUCAAUUUAUACGAUUCUGUCCUCGCUCGGCGGUCUCUGAUCAUUCUUUUCUCCUGAAAGUAACCCUCCCUCUGAAGCCGUUCCUCCCACCUGUUCUUGGGAACAAAAACGCAUGUAGCUCAUAGUGUUUUGGACUGGCGAUGAUCGAUUGAGAUCUCUGUAGAGCUGAUCACGCUAAUUUUUUUUUUGUCAGCAUGGGACUUUGCUAUAUAGUUAUUCGCUCGAGUCGAGGAUUAAGAUUGCAUUUUCACUUGUCAUACAUUUGACUUUGUUUCUUAGA